Messenger RNA from Prorocentrum cordatum, 3240 nucleotides. The record is from the annotation of a GenBank genome assembly. NCBI's taxonomy places the organism in Eukaryota, Dinophyceae, Prorocentrales, Prorocentraceae.
GGCGGCGCGCCCUACCGCACGGCCGCCGAGGCGCUCCUGGGCUACCUGGACACGCGGCAGACUGUGGCGCUCAGGGCCUGGGCUUGCAGCACACCAGAGUGCGUCGCGCGCGGCGUCGCAGCAGACGACCCAGCGAAGAUGCCCAACGUACUGCACUGGCCGCGCGUCCUCAUCCUGCACCUCCUGCGCUGGGACAACAAGCCAAUCCGCUCAGCUCGCAGCGGCCACUACGUGGCGUUCGCUUCGCGGGGCGACCGCUGGCACGUGUGCGACGACAAAGCAGUGCGGCCAGCCACAGAGAGCGAGGGGGCGACGUUCGUGCGCGACAGGGUCAAGGGCCACACCUACCUGCUCUUCUACGAGAAGGUGGACUCGCCCGCGGUAUCUGUGGCUGUUGGCCUUGUGCUUGAUGGCGGCGUCAAGCUGCUGGUUCCUAAACAAUCUAUCUUCAUGGCGAUGCAGGGCUCGGAGUGCUUUGAUACCUUCAUGCAUGAUGCGGCGGACCGCGUGGUUGCUGUUAUGAACCGGCAGCUCGAGUCGGCUGAUGACCAUCGCCGUGUGAUCGUCUCCGUGGUUGAUCGCGCCCUGAAGCAGCGCGAUGAUUACAUCAAAUGGCUGAUUGGGCAGAUUCAGAGCAAAGGCGCCACGAUCGAAGCUCAGAAGGCCACGAUCGGGAGCCAGACCGCCACUACCGCGAGCCAGGUCGCCACGAUCGCGAACAUUCGCGAGGGCCAGGCCGCGUACUUCUGGUCCUGCUCGGACAGGUCGCCCAAGCCCUGCAGGUGCUCCCGCACGGCCAACGCUUUGGCGAAGCGGAUGUGUGUCAAGACCUUUGACCAGCGUGGCGAGUGGGUGAACGUGUCCGAAACGUUGGCUGUCAAAGGUUUCAAGGCGGGCGUGACGGUGUACAACAGCCAGGAGGGCGAUGAGUCUGUGCAUGAGAUCAAGGCGAUUGAUGGGCAGAAUGUGAAGAUGCAGACGGGAGACGUAGAGCGCACCAUAGAUGCCGAGGACUUCAUGCGAAACAAGUUCGCAAUAUACGACAUCAAGAAAGAGGUCAUCGACCAGUUCGACAAGUUCAGCCCAUUGAAUUGCAUGGACUACCACUGGGGGACCGAGGAAGCUCGGAUCAAGAUUGCACUCGACGAAGUCGAUUCACAACAUAGUGCUUGCCUCAAGCAUAUCACGGCGAUUCAUUCGCCGAUCGAAUAUACAGCGGUGUCAGUGAAGAAGGAGUUCAAGAAGGACGCCAUCGGACUUGUUCCGUUGACGACAACCAUAUCGCUCAAGAAGGCGACGGAUGAGAUCAAUAUUGGCAACGCUUGCCUUAGGAAGUAUACCGACCCUGCCAAGCAUACCGAUUACAACGUCGCGCUGAUGGCCGCUGGCGGGCUCAAGCUCAAGCGCGAAGAGGGUGGGACUGGCAUUGGUGGUCUGAAGCGCGUGCCAGAUCAGUACGGGGUGCCUUUCUGGUUGGUCGGCGCGUGCACCGCGAAGGAGAAGCCAAACUUGGCUGUGACAUUUGUGACCGCCACGAGCGGCAUUAAGGUUCCCAUCCUCAAAAACACGGUCGAGCUCAAGAGCGGCGACAGGUUGCGCAUGUCCGAGGACACAGCAAAGGCGCUUGCAAGGAAAGUUGCAUUGUCCGACGCCACGCCCGCCAAGCCCGCCAAGGAAAAAGCAAAGACGCAGCGAGCCGCCCAUUCGCCGCAUUGCCGCGGCAUUACGCAGGGCGUUGCAUCGCGCCAGUCUGCGAUAUCGUCGCAACGCACCAUAGCCGUUCUGGCUCAAUCGCUGGGGUAUCACGUGGCCCACGCUGCCCCGCACGUCUACAUGUCAGCGUAUGUUUCCAUGCGCGCGGUGAUCGAGGGCGGCGGGCUCAAGGAGCCGUGGAUGCCGCGGACUAUUGUCCAUAGCGGAGGUAUUGCGUUCAUCGAGGUAUCCCUGGUGGACAGGAGGCUCUUCCAGUUCGUCGACAUCCAGAACCCAACAAACAGGAACGCCCCAUUUGCCCAAAAUCAUUUCUUCAAAGAGUUGAAGGCCCUCCGAAACGCUGCAUCGGACAUUGCGAUAUGGGAGUACAUGAAAUCGCGAGACCCAUUGCUGUCGGACCAGUCUGACCAAGACAAACUGAUCAAGGCCUACAAGAAGAACAUCGACGAGAGUGCUAUGCCAGCAUACGUUACGGUUCAGUUGCCAGAGGUUGAAUUUAAUGGUGGCGGCGUGGCCUUGAAGUGCGAGCCGAUCGCAGAGGCCGCGUCAGACAUGCCCAACUUCGGGGGCUACUGGCAGAAGCAGCUCCACAAACUCCAGGACAUGUGCAGGCAGUACGUGACGGACGAGAAGUACCUGGCGGGGAACGCUCAUCUGCGCCUGAACGAUGCGAGAGACCCCCUCCCAGAGAGCUACUCCCGCGGCCUGCCGAACCUGUACUUCACCAUGGCCCCUGCAGAGUGGAAGGCGCUGCUCCACGAGGGGCUCCUGGGCUGGGGGCAGCGAGCCGACAACCUCUCGGAAGGGCAGGCUGCGCUCACGCUGCACCUCCACCACAUCCUGGGCACCCUGAUCAGAGACGUAAUCCUGAGGAAGGGCGCCCCGACGGACGAGGAGGGCAACUUCAGAGACGCCUACUUCGAGAAGAGGCACGCGUGCGGCAUCGACGAGGUCUUCGACUACUGCUUGCGGUUCGAGUUCCAGAGCAGGGGCACACUCCACGUCCACGUCCUGGCCUGGGUCAAGUACUCCAAAACCAACAUGGACGAGAUGUCGGGCAGGUCCAACCAGGAGGGCCCCAAGUCGGACCUCCUCAAGUGGUUCGAAGAGCUGUCCAGGAGUUCCGUGGACGUCCAGUGCGGCGACGGCCACAACACCGUCUUGCAGUACGUCGCGGGCUACGUGAGCAAGGCCUCGGACGCACUCACGUUCAAGUACGGCGACUACACAGAGCGAGACAGCCCCUGGCGCAUGACUUACAGACUGCUGUGCAAGAGAGCCUCCCUGCUCCCUGAGAUGGCCCUGGAGUUCUCGGACUGCAACCCCAUCGACAACUCCUACCGCCACGACUUCGUCUACGCACCGCUCCCGCGCCACCGAGAGGACGACGAGGGCCCUCGCACCACCGAGCCAGAACCCAGGCGCGGCGAGAGCAGCAAGCGCAGGGCCGCCAAGAACUCCAGCACGAAGCUCUACGAGGCUUACUUGAAGCGCCCAGACCCCACGCCCUUUGACGAGUGGCGCCAG